This is a messenger RNA of Dacryopinax primogenitus, 657 nucleotides long. Its product is annotated as vps28 protein. Gene Ontology annotation, biological process: protein transport to vacuole involved in ubiquitin-dependent protein catabolic process via the multivesicular body sorting pathway. NCBI's taxonomy places the organism in Eukaryota, Fungi, Basidiomycota, Dacrymycetes, Dacrymycetales, Dacrymycetaceae. Bases 1 to 657 code for a protein of 218 amino acids. Gene Ontology annotation, molecular function: protein-containing complex binding. Gene Ontology annotation, cellular component: ESCRT I complex. The record is from RefSeq and is a predicted model, not a curated record. The transcript has 4 exons.
AUGUCCCUCCCCCACGCCCUCAACCUAGAUGAAGAAGUCCGGCUCUACACCACCAAUUCCCAACGGGAGAAGGUCGAGUCCAUGUCCACCCUCUUUGGUAUCAUAGUCGCACUCGACUACCUCGAGCGGGCCUAUGUGCGGGACUCCAUUACAGCUUCUCAGUAUACGCCGGCGUGUAUGAAGCUUUUGGCGCAGUAUAAGACGAUGUUGAAGCUUAUUCCUGAAGAAGUGCCAAGCUUGGAAGCGUUCAUGCGACGAUACAACAUGGACUUCCCUGCCGCAGCGCACCGCCUCGCCCUAGGUCUCCCAGCAACGACCGAGCACUCCGCCGCUUCGUCCAGCUCCAGCUCCCCCCAGCGAGUAGCCGAAACGACACAAAAUUUCAUCACGUUCAUGGACGCCCUCCGGCUCGAGAUGCGGGCCAAGGAUCAGCUCCAUCCGCUCCUUACUGAGCUUAUGGACGGGUAUUCGAAGUUUGAGGGCAGCCAGGCUUGGGAGGGAAGGGCCAAGAUCGUCGGGUGGUUGAUUGUCCUUAAUGGGAUGAAAGCGAGUGAGGUGUUGAGUGAUGAGCAGGUUAGGCAGAUGCUGUUCGAUAUCGAGCGCGCGUAUAACGAGUUCUUCCGGUCUUUGAGUGGGAAGAGCGCACCGAUCACUUAG